CUCGUAUUAAGGUGGAGGAGAGGACUCUGUGGUAGACGAGAGGAAGCUGUGGAUGUUGUGUUGUCACUCUCAGUGAAGAUGUCGGGCCACGAUCAUCUCUCCUUCUGUCUGUGUGAUUUAAUCAGGUUGCUGUGGUCUCUGCUGUUACCCUGUUUCUGCCUGUGCCUUGUUCUUACGGGGUUGCUGUUCCUGCUGAUCGUGGGAGUGCGGGCGUGGCUCCAGUCCAACAGGAAAGCACGGAGAGCUCGCGAUAGACGGCCUGCAGUCGCAUUCUUCCACCCAUAUUGCAACGCUGGAGGUGGAGGAGAGAGAGUGCUGUGGUGUGCUAUAAGAGCCCUGCAGAAUAGGUACCAAGAUGUGGAUUUUGUAGUCUACACUGGAGACCAGGGUGUGACAGAUGAGCAGAUUCUGAAUGGCGCCCGUCGCCGAUUCAAUAUCCGUCUACCACGGCCUGUCCGCUUCAUCUUCCUGAAACAUCGCCUUCUAGUGGAAGCCAGUCUGUAUCCGCACUUCACUCUGCUGGGUCAGAGUAUUGGCUCGCUUUUCCUGGGCUGGGAGGCGCUCACAUCCUUCACUCCGGACCUGUACAUUGACUCCAUGGGCUACGCCUUCACCCUGCCUGUGUUCCGCUACCUGGGCGGCUGCAGAGUAGGCAGCUACGUCCACUACCCCACCAUCAGCACGGACAUGCUCUCUGUGGUCCGGGAGAGGAACCCCAGGUUCAACAACGCAGACUACAUCACCAGUAACCCUGUGCUGAGUGCCCUGAAGGUGGUUUAUUACUGUGCCUUUGCGCUGCUAUAUGGGCUGGCCGGCUCUUGCAGCGAUGUGGUCAUGGUCAACUCCACCUGGACGCUGGGCCACAUCCUUGCCCUUUGGCGCGCCCCCAAUCGCACCAGCGUGGUGUAUCCACCCUGCGACGUCCAGGCGUUCCUCGACAUCCCUCUGGAGGAUGAAGAGGAACAGGAUGCGGGUAAGAAGUGCCACUCCGUGGUGUCGGUAGCCCAGUUCCGGCCAGAGAAGGACCACCAGCUACAGAUCAGGGCCUUCCGGAAACUUCUGAACGGGAAAGAGGCGGAGCCUGGAGGGAGGGAGUCUGUGAAACUGGUGCUGAUUGGAGGAUGUCGGAACCAGGAAGAUGAGGACAGGGUGCUGAUGCUGAGGGGGCUGUGCCAAGAGCUGGGUGUGGGUGACAGAGUGGAGUUCAAACUCAACAUUCCAUUUGAGGAGCUGAAGAAGGAAUUGGUGGAGGCUACGAUCGGCCUGCACACCAUGUGGAACGAACAUUUUGGCAUCGGUGUGGUUGAGUGCAUGGCUGCAGGGACAGUCAUCCUGGCCCACAAAUCUGGUGGGCCCAAGCUGGACAUUGUGGUACCACACGAUGGUGGUCCAACAGGCUUUCUGGCUGAUGAUGAGGACAGUUAUGCUGAGGCCAUGGAGCGGAUCCUCAGCCUGACACCCAGUGCACGCCUGGACAUCCGGAGAAGAGCACGGCAAUCAGUCACACGCUUUUCUGACCAUGAGUUUGAGGCAUCUUUCCUGGCAGCAGUGGAGCCACUGAUGGGCACUCUGGAGCGAUGAGGGCUGGAGAGUCUGAAGGGACUUUAUAUUCCCUGCUAACAGCUCAUGAAUACAGACUUACUGUAGACUCUUUCGCAUAUAAUCCAUAACGUUCAUGAAAGUUAAGACCAGAGCACGGCUGAGCCAACAAACACCAACAGACAAUCUAAUGUUAGCAGUUGUUUUAUAAUGUUUAGAAAAUGGGAAUGUAGAAGACAUGGAGAACGCUCAAUGGGAGCAAGAUGUUCUAGAAAUGUGUGAAUGGAGCCGGAACAUUCUAGAACAGUGUUUGUUAAUUGAGCGUUUUGUAGUAAGGCUUCAAUGUUUAGUUGUCAACAUUUGUUUGGGUGGGGGUUGGGGGAGUGGCAAUGGGGCCAUUCUAGAACAGUGUAAAAAGAAGUCUAGAAUGGUAUAAAUGAGGGAGAAUGUUCUAGGACAGGUUUAACAGAGGAGGUGGCAUUCUAGGUAUUAGUUGAAAACAUUCUACAACACCAUGAAUAGGUAAUGACAUUCUAGAACAGGGUGAAUGGGCAAGGACAUUCAAGAACUGCAUGAAUGGGGAAGAACAUUGUAGAACAAGAUAAAAGGGUGAAAUUCUAGACCAUGUAUGAAUGGGUGGGUUAACAUCCAAGAACAGUGUGAAUUGUGAAGGACAUUCUAGAACUGUGAAUAGUAGGAGGACAUUCUGGAACAGUGAGAAUAAGGGAGAACAUUGUAGAAUCUUGUAAAUGAGAUGAGAACAUUCUGUAAUGGUGUGAAUAGGGGUGGGGCGGGGCUGGGGGGUUAUGUAAAUUCAGCAUCGACAAACAGGUUUAUGUUUGUCGGUGUUUGUUUGUUUUGGUGUGCUCUGGCCUUUAGCCAGUAUCUACCUAUAGACCCAACAUUCCUGUAGAUUCUAGAAAAGACUUUCAUCAUUCUGCUUCUAGAAUACAUGCAAAUCCAUGUGGAUUUUAUUUGUGGAAAAAUUGUUGCGUCCCUAUUGAAUUGUGGGAAAUGCAGUUCAGAAGAAAACCUGCAGGGGGUGUGUGGAGUAAUACCAUGAACAGUAAUUGAUACAAAUUCCCCUGCAGUUACAAAAGAACAGACAAAGUGCUGAAACACUCUUAUAAUAGAGGCCAAUGGGCAGUUGCCGAAUUCCGUCUUUUAAUAAGAAGUAUAUUUGUAGAACACUUUCAUGCAUUCAUGUCAGGCUGUAAAUCUGUACUAUUUGCUCUUUCAGAGAGAAGACUGGCCAGCACAGUGGUGUGGCCAGAGGUUUCACAGGCUCCUUCCUGGUCAGCAUGAAUACUUUAAAAUAGCAGGGGCUGUGUUUUAUGAAACAACUGCUGGAGGAUCCCUUUCAAGGAGCUGCCUAAUCACCAGAUCUGUUUCAUAGUAUGUACAAAACCCACCAUUAGCCAUUCUAACAGAAUCUGGUCGUGGAUCAACUGUACAGGGGCGCAGUGGAAUGCAGGGAAAAGUUGACUGACCUAGUCUCGAGUCUAGUGCACACAAACUGCAAACAAACAAAUGGACACUGUUUUGUCUCAGAACACAGUCCUACCUGCUGCUGCUGUAAUGCUGGUCUUUAUAUGUAUUUUCUUUAUAUCUGGUCUUUAUAUUUUUUUCUCUGCCUUAUGCUUAAUUUGUUCUUGCUCCAAUUUCCAUCAGAGGCUGCUCACAGCAGUUCUUCCGUAACUUAUUAUAGGGCGCCUGCCUAAUAGUGAUUUACCUAUUAGUUUCCACCUUUUUGAUUUCUCCUUGAGGAAAAGUUUAAAGCAUUUUGCAGAUGUGGUUUGAAACACUGUGGUUUAUCACUGAAAACAAUCUGAAUGCGAAUGUUUCUUGAUAGAAAAGUCGUUUACAAUAGAAUGUUUACAAUAAAUUAUAUAAGUCUG
Molecule: messenger RNA, 3437 nt
Organism: Pygocentrus nattereri (red-bellied piranha)
Lineage: Eukaryota; Metazoa; Chordata; Actinopteri; Characiformes; Serrasalmidae
Gene: alg11
Product: ALG11 alpha-1,2-mannosyltransferase
Exons: 5
Coding region: 79-1581 (500 amino acids)
Biological process (GO): protein N-linked glycosylation
Cellular component (GO): endoplasmic reticulum membrane
Molecular function (GO): GDP-Man:Man(3)GlcNAc(2)-PP-Dol alpha-1,2-mannosyltransferase activity
Source: RefSeq, a predicted model, not a curated record